CACACAACUUGCGACAACUUGAGUUUUCCGUUGUUUUCUUGUCGUGAAUCGCCCAAUUGACUAUUUUAAUAUGUAAUGAACAUAUUAUUGAACUGCGUGCUCAUUGUGUAAAUAUUAGCUGUAGAGCGUUAGUGUUACUUUGUUAAUGUGAGGUUUUAAUUUUAAUUCUAAACGCGGAGGAGCGUUUUCGCAGUGUGUGGCGCCGCACAACGAAAACGAAGCACGCUCGAUGCAAUUCGCUUCAAUUGUAUUAUUGUGAUUGUGACAUUGUGAUGGUCAACAAGCCAAAAAUUUCGUGUUCAGCCGCAUAAGUGUUAAUUAAUCGUGUGUUCAAAUGUUUUAAUUGAUUUUACUUUGGCUUUAAUUAAAUUUUAAAUAAUUUGUGAUAAAAUGGGCGAUCGAAAAGAUCUGGAAUAUACUAGCGUAUCGGACGUGGAGAAUCCGCACGUGAAGAAAUACAACGUCAGCGGUGCCCAAAAUUCUUCAGGUCGGCUGCGAAUAUCGAAACUUGUCUGUUUCUUCCUCGUCAUGGGGGCCAUAUUGUUAGCCGUUUUGGCGGCUCUUGCUGUUUACUUCUUUGCACCACAUGAAUGUGAUGCAAGUUCUGCACCGGCUGCUCUUACAAAAGCCAGUAUUAUUCCUUCGUUGGAUAGAAAGCAAUCUCCAGUUGUCAAAAUGGUUGCUGGUGAUUCCGUUCCGCAGGAGUUUGCGAAAAAUAUUGAUAUCCUUCUGAAGCGUUUACCACGCGACGUAAAACCGACGCAUUAUACGCUGAAAUUGAUGCCGUUUUUGAUUGAGAAUAACUUUACCACACUUGGCAAUGUCACCAUUGAUUUCGAUUGUGUGGAAGCAACCGAUAAGAUUUACCUGCACGCCGUGGAGAUUGGUAUCGAGCGGCCAUCGAUUCGAAUAAAGUACGUCACGGGCGAUUACUUCCUUCGGCUGAAGGAGUUGACCUACAACAGCGACGAUCAGAUGUAUACAUUUCAUCUAGAUAGACUCAUGAAGCCAGGAGGGCAGUAUUUCCUGCACAUGACUUUCGUCAGUCACUUGAAUGAUUUAAAUCAAGGGUUUUAUCGAAGUAGCUACACGGAUAAGGAAACAAACACAUUGAGAUGGAUUGCCAGUUCUCAAUUUUCUCCUUUGGAUGCCCGCCGAGCAUUUCCAUGUUUUGAUGAACCAGAUUUCAAAGCAACAUUCAGUGUGAGCCUUGCACGUCCCAAUUAUAUGACCACUUUGUCAAAUAUGCCCCGGAUUAAUACCGAAGACAGUAUGGAAAUGCCUGGUUAUUCUUGGGAUAACUAUGAGCGUUCUCCGAAUAUGUCCACGUAUUUGGUUGCGUUUGUCGUCAGUGACCUGCAGCCCUACGAGUUCAACACCGAUGGACGCGCCUACAGAAUCUGGUCCCGCAAGGAUGUCAUCUCCCAAUCAAUCUACGCUUCCCAAAUAUCUCCCAGAAUACUGAAGUAUUAUGAGAAGUACUUUGAUAUCAAGUUUCCACUCCCGAAGUUGGAUCAAGUUGCGGUACCAGAUUUUGGUUUCUCUGCGAUGGAGAAUUGGGGAUUGAUUACCUACCGCGAGACUUCGUUACUUAUUGAUGAACAGGACGCUGAUUUGUCGCUGAAGACGAGUCUGGUUAGUACAAUGUCGCAUGAAUUAACGCAUCAAUGGUUUGGUAACUUGGUCACGCCGAAAUUCUGGGACGAUCUCUUCUUGAAGGAAGGUUUCGCCAACUAUUUUAUGUAUCGUGGCAUCAAUCAUGUGGAACCAUCAUGGAAUUUCAGCAAUGAACUGUUGUUGAAUGAACAAUUUUCCGCAAUGGACAACGAUAUCUAUAGUUUUUCACGGCCAUUGUCAAAUGAGAUGAAGUCUAGCGAUGAUAUUCGACAGGCGUUUGAUCGAAUUGCGUAUGCGAAGGGUGCGUCUAUUAUUCACAUGUUGCAGAAUAUCUACGGAGAGGAGCACUUUAAAGAUUCGAUUAAACAUUAUCUGAAUAAGCAUCAGUAUCAGAAUGCUGAGUAUAUUGAUUUUGUGCAAGCUUUCAUUGAGAGGAACCCUAGAGUGCCUGGAUUAAAACAUAACAAUGAUUUGAAGACGAUUUUGGAUGGGUGGAUUCGACAGGCUGGGUUUCCAGUGGUCACUGUUGUAGCAGACUAUCAGAAUAAUAAUUUGACAUUGACACAGAAGCGAUUCCGUUUUGGGCCUACCGAGAAGCACACGGAUGAUGAUAAAAUAUGGUGGAUCCCGGUUUCGUAUGCUACCAAGUUGCAGGCGGACUUUGAUGAUACGAAACCGAAGUUCUGGAUUGAAGGACAGAAGGAAACCAAGGUGGAGUUGGAUAUUCAAGAGGGUUAUCUUUUGAAUUUGAAACAUUCAGGAUAUUAUAUCGUGAACUACGACGAAAGAAACUGGAAGCAAAUAACACAUACCUUCAAACACUUCCCUCUUCUGGUACGUUCCCAGUUAUUAGCGAAUGCAAUGGACCUAGCACGUGCAAAUCUCCUCGACUAUGACAUCCCUUUCAAGCUGUUAAUCACCGUAGGCCGCUGGGACAAUCACUUUGUUCCUUACCACAUUGCUUUCGAAAAAGUAAAGUACAUCUACAACAUGUUAUUGAAUCAAGAAUGCUUCACCCAGUUCAACACUUUUCUUGCAAUGGUAUUUGAUCAGUCGUUUGCAAACACACUUCCGGAGGAGAGUUCCACGGAUACUUAUGACAUGAAACGCAUGCGUCCUCUUAUCCUGAAAUGGGCUUGCCAGAAUUCUGAGAGUAGAUGUGUUGGUAAAGCGCGGGCCAUGUUCAGGGCUUUGAUGAUUUACAAAACACCUGUCCAUGCAAAUCUACAAGAUCUUGUAUAUUGUACUGCAAUUCGUGGGGGUGAGACCGAGUUCAAUUUUGCUUACCAGAUGUACCUUAACGUCACCACACCCUCGGAGAAGCUUGCCCUGUUGAAAGCUCUUGGUUGUACCGAGCAACCAUGGCUUCUACGAAAAUACCUCAACAUGAUGUUGGAUGAUACUUCCGGUGUUCGAAAACAAGAUGGCAAACAUGUUUUCUAUGCUGUGGCCAAAAAUAUUCGCGGUCAUACUCUUGCAUUUUCUUUUCUGCGUGAAAAUUGGGAUGCUCUCAAAGAUUAUUAUGGAAUGGCCUUCAAUCGGCUAACAAAGAUGAUUGAACCACUCUCGAUGUACAUGAACACCCCAUAUGACUUGGAGCAGCUUGUGGCAUUCGGGAAUAGUGUGGAGCUGGGGACCGCGAAGGGUGCUUUCAAGCGCGUCUACGAAGAUGUCCAGAUGAACAUAGAAUGGAUGAAGACGAGUUCCAUGUCGGUGACCAAAUGGCUGGAGGCACAUCGUGACCAUUUCGGUUAUUAACACUUUAUAUUGUCACAAUGAAACUAAAACAUUCAUACGUAGAUGCUUACAUACAUAAUUGUUAAAACGAGAUUAUUGUGCCUUAUGUGUAAAGCUAACUAAAUGUUAUGACUUGAUAUAUGGAUGUGAAUAUAAUUUAUAUUAUGACACACA
Dalotia coriaria is the source of this 3528-nucleotide messenger RNA. Its product is annotated as aminopeptidase N-like. The record is from RefSeq and is a predicted model, not a curated record. Gene Ontology annotation, biological process: peptide catabolic process; proteolysis. Gene Ontology annotation, cellular component: cytoplasm. Gene Ontology annotation, molecular function: metalloaminopeptidase activity; peptide binding; zinc ion binding. Lineage: Eukaryota; Metazoa; Arthropoda; Insecta; Coleoptera; Staphylinidae.